Molecule: messenger RNA, 1278 nt
Organism: Cyclospora cayetanensis
Lineage: Eukaryota; Apicomplexa; Conoidasida; Eucoccidiorida; Eimeriidae
Product: trichohyalin
Exons: 6
Coding region: 1-1278 (425 amino acids)
Source: RefSeq, a predicted model, not a curated record
AUGGCAGUGAGUAGCGCGACACUAUCGAGAGUCAAGGCUCUGGUUUUGUUCUGCAUUACUGGUUUAGACAGGCUACAGUACUCAGCUAGUUGGGCGCCCCAAUUGUUUUGCUUACCACAGGAGCUGCGGAAGCGAAUGCUCGAGACCGACAAUCAGUGGAAGGAAAGGGGCACAUGUGUACAGGCGACUGCUUGUGUAUCGUCCUCAAAUUCUGUUCUAAGCAAAGCACAAGAGGCACAAGAAGAAAAUAGAGAAAGCGUUCGAGACAUGAACAGCAUUCUACUGACGCAGGCGGAAGAAGAAAGAGAAAGACUGGAGAAAGAAUUAGAUGCGAAAAUCGAGGAAGAAAGGCUAAAAGCAACUAAAACUAUGGAAGAAAGGGAGGCAGCAAGACAAGACAAGCUCAGAUUGCAGGAAACAAUGAUUAAGCAACAAAUCGACGAGAGACAGAAGAAAAGGCAACUGGAACUUGAGGAAACGAAGAAGGAACGUGUAUUGGUCCUGCAACAGAUGGAGGCACUCAAGUUAGAAGAUGAAUUGGCGAAAAGGCAAAAGGAAGAAACAGCAAGGAAAAUGCAGAUUGAAAUCAACGAGCACAACAGAAAGAUCCUCACAGAAAAAAGGCAAAGGGAGGCGUUGGAUCAGUUAGAGGAAGAGAAAAUAUUGCAGUAUGACAGAGAAAAAACUGAAAGAGAGAGAGAACAAGAGGCAAGGAGACAGGAGGCUGAAAAGGCGAAACAAAAGGGAUAUGCAGCAAUCUGUGCUAGGCAGGAUAAGGAACUAGAAAGGGCUGCACAGCUGGACGCUCUAAGGGCCAGGCGGGCAAUGGAAGAGCAGGAUCGACUUGAGCGCCAACGGGAAGAAACAGAAAGGCGGAAGCAAAAGAGAAUAAACGAGGAACUAACAAGGGCGCGGAUAGAGCAGCAACGAGAGAAGAUGCUAAGAUUAGUCGAAACGGUUUUAGCGGAGAAAAGAGAGUUUGAUAGAGUUGCUGCCACGCAGAAACAGCAAGCUCUAGCCGAGCGUUCGAAGAGAGAGGCCGAAAAAAACAAAAGACUGCAGCAUAUGAGACAACUUGAAAAGCAAAUACAAGCGAGGGCAACUGAAUUACAAAAGUUUAAAAUACAACAGCAUGCAGAAUUAGAAGCCCUGAAACAAGUGGAAGAAGAAAAUAAACGAUGCAUCGAGCGAGCACGGGACAGAAAAUUGGCCGAGCUGGGGAAGAUGGAUAAUGCCGAGAAAUAUAUUCAGCAGCUUCUCAGGGUUUGUAACAAAUAA